CUCCCUUUUCGCCCCGCCAGGGCCCCACCGUGCAGACACAUAAAUAGAGGUGCGGGCAGGAGCGGGGCUGCAUCCCGAGGGAUCCCAGAGCAUCCCAAGGAAUCCCAGAGCAUCCCAGCAUCCGUUCCACCCUGCAGAACCAGCCAUGCCUCUCCCCGCCGCGCUCCUCCUGUGCCUCGCCUCGCUCCUGCUCCGCAUCGCGUCCCCCAAGCCCACCUGCGACCCCAGCGCCGCCUGCCCGCCGUGCCCCGAGGGCGGCCCGGAGGCGACACCCGGUGCCACCAGCCCCUGCUGUGCCCCGUGCCCGCGGUCCUGCCCCUGCCCGCCCCACCUGCAGCCCGACUGCGAGCUCCACGGCUUCCCCGGGGGCCGCGUCCCCGCCGGCCGCUCCUUCUACAUCGACUUCGCGCGGCGGCUGUGCCGCUGCGGGGACAGCGGGGACAUCGCUUGCAGCACGCUGUGCCCGCGGCCCGAGCCCGCCUGCCGCGCCCUGGGCAGCCCGGUGGCCGAUGGCUGUCCCCGGUGUGUGUGCUACGGCCCCGAGGGGAUGGCGGUGCCCGCCGGGGCCUCCGUGCGCAGCGGGUCCCGGCAGUGCCGCUGCCCUGCCCUGGGCGGGGACUUGGAGUGCGCGGAGCCCCAGGAGUGAAAUUCGCCUCGCCCGGGUCCCUCCGGCAGCGAAACCUCUGCGACCGUGCUCACAGGGGGCCGAGGGAGGGACGAGGAGCUGACUCCAUGUUUCAGAAGGCUGAUUUAUUAUUUUAUGAUAUAUAUUGUAUUAAAACUAUACUAAAAGAAUAGAAGAAAGGAUUUCAUCGGAAGGCUCAUCAAAAGAAUGAUAACAAAAGCUUGUGUCUCAGAGUCCAAGCCAGCUGACUGUGAUUGGCCAUUAAUUAGAAACAACCAACACGGCCCAAUCACAGAUGCACCUGUUGCAUUCCACAGCAGCAGAUAAUCAUUGUUCACAUUUUGUUCCUGAGGCCUCCCAGCUUCUCAGGAGGAAAAAUCCUAAAGACAAGAUUUUUCAGAAAAUAUCAUGGCUACACAAAAUCUUCCUGGGCUUUGGGGUACCCUUGCUGAAAGGCUUUGAGAGGAAUGGCAGAUUUUGUCUUUACAAGCUGUGGGUCUGCUGGUAGAUAAAACUGGCACUGAGAGACGAAAGAAACAAUGAGGAGGGUUCCACUGAUUGGUGAAUGGGAUAAAAUAAUAAGGUAAAAUAAACAAUGGGGAGGGUUCUGCUGGUUGGUGAAUGGGAUUCCACUGAUUGAUCAAUGGGAUUCCA
Zonotrichia leucophrys gambelii is the source of this 1279-nucleotide messenger RNA. RefSeq names its product fibulin-2-like. The coding region runs from base 146 to 646 and encodes 166 amino acids. The transcript is spliced from 2 exons. The record is from RefSeq and is a predicted model, not a curated record. NCBI's taxonomy places the organism in Eukaryota, Metazoa, Chordata, Aves, Passeriformes, Passerellidae.